This is a messenger RNA of Dermacentor silvarum, 1544 nucleotides long. Its product is annotated as partner of xrn-2 protein 1. NCBI's taxonomy places the organism in Eukaryota, Metazoa, Arthropoda, Arachnida, Ixodida, Ixodidae. The coding region runs from base 291 to 671 and encodes 126 amino acids. The transcript has a single exon. The record is from RefSeq and is a predicted model, not a curated record.
AUACGGUCACUUGGGGCGCUCGCUGCACGAUUGUUGCUGUUGUAGUGUUGUUGAUCAGGGCGCUGUGCUGAGACAUUGUUGAAUCGCAGACUCGUUUCUUACGUGAAAACACGCAUCUGCGGCUUAAUUUUGCGUUUCCGCUUGAGUCCGCCGAAUGCGCAGUCACAUAACAAACUUACGACUCAGCCGGCGCGGCGUCUCUUGCCUCACGUGACUCGUCACAACUCCGUCGGUGGUGUUAGUUGCCGUUGGUGUUAUUGUCCCGGAUCGUGUGGCCCGCGUCGUCGAAGAUGCAGCGGCCCAUCGACGAGUACCGUCAGCCGUGGGAGAGCAAGGAGCACUGGGAGUUGCGGCGCGAGUUCAUCGUUGCCAACGAGGGCCGGUUCAGCGAGAACCGGGUGCUGUGCCUGGCGCAGGCGUUCGCCAACGUGGAGCUGCUGGGAUGCACCUACCCGGCCGCGGUCAUGGCACAGGUGAACGAGCUGGCCAAGAACGUCUCCUCCUUGUCGGUGGUGCAGGAGAAGCGGCGCGAAAACAGCCGCGUUCUCUUCGUCAAGGGCGAAGACGACGACGCGAAGAGGAGGAAGGCGUCUUCGUUGGGCACCUACACCCGCGCGCCACGAUACGACGACCAGUCACGUAUGCGCGCCGCGGCGUUCUUUCGGCGUUAGAAAGUGUGAGGACGCUGACUGCGCGAGGCUGUGUACAAGCGCUGACAAGAAGGCAAUCCAGUUAUUGUACCGAGCUAGUGACUCGAGCUUAGGUUGUGACUUGCUCAGUUGCGCGCGCGAAUGUCUGCGAGAAGUGCCAGCUUUAGAUUACUUGUAUCGGUGUUUGCACGACAGACCGAAGCUCAUUGAACUGACGAGUCGUCUUUUUUGUUUUUUCAUUGGUACAAUAGUAAUUCCUGUCAUCACGGUGUGACCAUAUCUUUUGGUACGAACAUGUUCAUUGUUUCGAGUUUGUACUUGGGGCAUCACAUAGUUCACGCAGCAGGUGCUGACCAGCGUGUUUGUACACCUAAUUGUAUCUACAUGGCGAUUCUGCUGCCCCAUUACCCACUGUCAGCAUCUUCCAUAGAAAAAAACAAGUGCCAUCACAGUCAGCUUGCAAAUUUCCUGCUCCAAAAUUUACCUUCUCUGCACCUCGCAUCAGUUGCGUGUUAUAGCUUCAAUUUGCCUGCACUGGCUGAACUAGUUUAGCGAGUGCAUCAUUCUAAGUUUUAAAUUUUUUUUUUUGCACUUGACUGCACAGUUGGCCUUUAAGCUGGCCAAGACAGCAUUAUACAUCAAAUGCUAGUUGUUGCAAGACCAAUAAAUGUUUAAAAAAACAUACAAUUUCCAUGCAUUUUUAUUUUUAGCCCAGUACCGUGUCAGUGUUGUGGCAACUGCUAUGCCUUCCUUGUUCAAUUCUAAAAAUUAUCAGAUUUUUGUUAGGUUGUGAAAUAGGGAGUGCUAGGACAGGGAAAACAUGAAUGGAAAUUUUGUUCCACUGUCCAUUAAAGCCAUACAUGCCACAGUGUGCUGGCAGUAUACCAUACUUGA